Messenger RNA from Drechmeria coniospora, 4242 nucleotides. RefSeq names its product ABC transporter. Gene Ontology annotation, molecular function: ATP binding; ATP hydrolysis activity; ABC-type transporter activity. The record is from RefSeq and is a predicted model, not a curated record. Lineage: Eukaryota; Fungi; Ascomycota; Sordariomycetes; Hypocreales; Ophiocordycipitaceae. The transcript has 3 exons. Gene Ontology annotation, biological process: transmembrane transport. Gene Ontology annotation, cellular component: membrane. The coding region runs from base 1 to 4242 and encodes 1413 amino acids.
AUGGGGUCCAACGGCGGCGAGACGUUGGCCGACGCGGAGCGCUCGGCAAAGGGCCAACUGGAACAUGACGACACCGAGUGGUCCAUGAAGCCGGAGCUCGUCGCCUUCCGCCAACGAGACGACGACUCCGGAUUCCCCUCUCGCGAGCUCGGCGUGACCUGGAAGGGGCUCACCGUCGAGGCCGUCAGCGCCGAUGCCGCCAUGCACGAAAAUGUCCUAUCGCAGUUCAACAUCCCUCAGCUCGUUCGGGAGUCGCGCAGCAAGGCACCGCUGAAGAAGAUCCUCGACAACUGCCACGGAUGCGUCAAGCCUGGCGAGAUGCUCCUCGUCCUCGGUCGCCCCGGCUCCGGAUGCACGACCCUGCUCAACAUGUUGGCCAACAAGCGAAAGGGUUACGCGCACGUCUCCGGCGACGUCCACUACGGCUCGAUGGCCGCCGACGAGGCCCGCCAGUACAGGGGACAGGUUGUCAUGAACACCGAGGAUGAGCUUUUCUUUCCCUCCCUCACGGUCGGACAGACGAUGGACUUUGCCACUCGGCUCAAGGUCCCUUUCCGCCUUCCCGACGGCGUCAAGUCGCACGAGGCACACCGCACCGACGCGCGAGACUUUCUGCUCCGGUCCAUGGCCAUCGAGCACACUCUCGACACCAAGGUCGGCAACGCCUUCGUACGCGGCGUCUCGGGCGGUGAGAGGAAACGCGUGUCCAUUGUCGAAUGCAUGGCCUCGCGCGGAAGCGUCUUCUGCUGGGACAACUCCACCCGAGGCCUCGAUGCCAGCACCGCUCUCGAGUAUGCCAAGGCCAUUCGGGCAAUGACCGACGUCCUCGGGCUCGCUUCCAUCGUCACCCUAUACCAAGCCGGCAACGGUAUAUAUCAACUCUUCGACAAGGUCCUCGUGCUGGACGAGGGGAAGGAGAUCUACUACGGCACCAGGAGUGAAGCUCGACCGUUCAUGGAGAAGCUGGGCUUCGUCUGCCACGACGGCGCCAACGUGGCCGACUUCCUCACCGGCGUCACCGUGCCGACGGAACGGAGGGUUCGACCCGAGAUGAGCCAAAAGUUCCCCCGCAACGCCGACGCCAUCCGCACCGAGUACGAAAGGUCUCCGAUGCACGAGAUGAUGAGUGAGCAGUACAGCUAUCCCUUCUCGGACGAGGCCAAGCAGAAGACGGUCAUUUUCCAGGAAGGCAUCGCCAUGGAGCGAGACAAGAGGCUGCCGUCGAGCAGUCCGCAUACCGUCGGUUUCGCCGCCCAAGUGAAGGCGUGCGUCGAGCGGCAGUACCAGAUCCUCUGGGGCGACAAGGCCACCUUUCUCAUCAAGCAGAUCUCGACCGUCGUCCAGGCUCUCAUCGCGGGAUCGCUCUUCUAUCAGGCGCCGGCGACGUCGGCCGGCCUGUUCCUAAAGUCCGGCGCCUGCUUCUUCGCGCUGCUCUUCAACAGCUUGCUCUCCAUGUCCGAGGUGACCGACUCCUUUACCGGACGACCUGUGCUGCUCAAGCACAAAGCCUUUGCCUUUUUCCACCCGGCCGCCUUUUGCAUCGCGCAGAUUGCCGCCGACAUUCCGGUCCUGCUCUUUCAGGUCUCCAUAUUUUCCGUCAUCCUCUACUUUAUGGUUGGCUUGACGGCCGACGCGGCGACCUUUUUUACCUUUUGGAUCAUCGUGCUGACGACGACCUUUUGCAUGACGGCCCUGUUCAGAGCCAUAGGCGCCUCGUUCAGGACCUUUGACAGCGCCUCCAAGGUGUCGGGCUUCAUCAUCGCCGCCUCCAUCAUGUACACGGGCUACAUGAUCGUGAAGCCCAAGAUGCAUCCCUGGUUCGUCUGGAUCUUUUGGAUCGACCCCCUGGCGUAUGCCUUUGACGCUCUGCUGUCCAACGAGUUCCACGGCAAAGUUAUAGCCUGCGUCGGCAACAACCUGAUACCCAACGGCCCGGGCUUCACCUCCUCGGACGGCGGCGGCCACCAGGCGUGCGCCGGCGUCGGCGGCGCCGUGCCUGGCCAGACGCAUGUCGACGGAGACAUGUACCUCGCCGCGCUGUCGUACAGCCACGAGCACCUGUGGCGGAACGUGGGCAUCGUGUGGGCGUGGUGGGCGCUCUUCGUCGCCAUCACCGUCUGGUCCACCUCCCGCUGGCGGUUGUCGUCGGAGAACGGGCCGAGCCUGCUGAUCCCGCGGGAGAAUGCGGCCCGGCGUCUGCUUGGCCAUCGCCGUCAGGAUGACGAGGAGGGCCAAGGUGCCCGGAAGGGGCUCGGGGCGAACUCGAGCUCGCCGUCGGAGGGCAACUCGGGCGACGACGAGAAGCGGGAGCAGACGGCGAGCAUCACGCGCAACACGUCGGUGUUUACGUGGAAGAACCUCUCGUACACGGUCAAGACGUCGUCGGGCGAUCGCCUCCUGCUCGACAACAUCCAGGGCUGGGUCAAGCCGGGCAGCCUCACGGCCCUCAUGGGCAGCUCCGGCGCGGGCAAGACGACGCUGCUCGACGUUCUGGCCCAGCGAAAGACCGAGGGCACCAUCCGCGGCUCCAUCAUGGUCGACGGCCGACCCCUGCCCGUGUCGUUCCAGCGAUCGGCCGGCUACUGCGAGCAGCUCGACGUGCACGAGGCGUACGCGACGGUCCGGGAGGCGCUCGAGUUCUCGGCCCUCCUGCGCCAGGGCCGAGAGGUGCCGCGGCGGGAGAAGCUGGCGUACGUCGAUAGCAUCAUCGACCUACUCGAGCUCCACGACCUCGCCGACACGCUCAUCGGCGAGGUCGGGGCCGGGCUGAGCGUCGAGCAGCGGAAGCGUGUGACCAUUGGCGUCGAGCUCGUGGCGAAGCCGAGCAUCCUCAUCUUCCUCGACGAGCCGACGUCGGGCCUCGACGGCCAGUCGGCCUUCCACACGGUCCAUUUCCUGCGCAAGCUCGCGGCGGUCGGCCAGGCGGUGCUCGUGACGAUCCACCAGCCGUCGGCCCAGCUGUUUGCCGAGUUCGACCGGUUGCUGCUGCUCGCCAAGGGCGGCAAGACGGUGUACUUUGGCGACAUCGGCGACCAGGCCGAGACGGUCAAGGAGUACUUUGGUCGCUUCGGCGCCGCCUGCCCGGCCGAGGUGAACCCGGCCGAGCACAUGAUCGACGUCGUCUCGGGACACCUCUCGCAGGGCAAGGAUUGGAACGAGGUCUGGCUGGCGUCGGCCGAGCACGGCGAGGUCAGCGCCGAGCUCGAGCGCAUCAUCGACGAGGCGGCGUCCAAGCCGGCCGGCACGGUCGACGACGGGCACGAGUUCGCGACGACGCUCUGGGAGCAGGUCAAGCUCGUGACGGAGAGGAUGAACGUGUCCCUCUACCGCAACCGGGACUACGUCAACAACAAGAUGGCGCUGCACAUCUUCUCGGCCCUCUUCAACGGCUUCUCCUUCUGGAUGGCGGGCGACUCGGUCAGCGACCUGCAGCUCAAGCUCUUCACCGUCUUCAACUUCAUCUUCGUCGCCCCGGGCGUGCUCGCCCAGCUGCAGCCGCUCUUCAUCCACCGGCGCGACAUCUUCGAGGCGCGCGAGAAGAAGAGCAAGAUGUAUUCGUGGGUCGCCUUCGUGACGGGCCUCAUCGUGUCGGAGAUGCCCUAUCUCAUCAUCUGCGGGGUCCUGUACUUUGUCUGCUGGUACUACACCGUCGGCUUCCCGGCGGCGCCGUCGCGCGCCGGCGCCGUCUUCUUCGUCAUGCUGAUGUACGAGUUCCUCUACACCGGCAUCGGCCAGUUCUUGGCCGCCUACGCGCCCAACGAGGUGUUUGCCGCGCUCGUCAACCCGCUGCUGCUCGGCAUCCUCGUCUCCUUCUGCGGCGUGCUCGUGCCCUACCAGCAGAUACAGGCGUUCUGGCGGUACUGGAUCUACUACCUCAACCCCUUCAACUACCUCAUGGGCAGCAUGCUCGUCUUUGGCCUUUGGGGCGCCAACGUCGACUGCGCCGAGGGCGAGUUUGCCGUCUUCAAUCCGCCCAACGGCACCUCGUGCGGCGCCUACCUCUCGCGUUACUUCACUCAGGGGCUAGGGGCCGCCGGCAACCUCGUCAACCCGGGCGCGACGUCCGGCUGCCGGGUGUGCCCGUUCACAAAGGCCGAGGACUACCUGCGAGGCCUGAACCUGACGGAGUACUACUACGGUUGGCGGGACGCGGCCAUUGUCGUGCUCAUGGUCUUCAGCUCGUACGCGCUUGUGUACGGGCUGAUGAAGCUGCGGACCAAGACGUCCAAGAAGGCCGAGUAG